AUGGGUCUCGAUGAGACAGUGCACUUCGCCAUUGAUGGCAGCGACCCCUCGGCAGAAGCGGCGUGGAGGACCACCAUCUGGUACCCGCCUGGACUGGGUCGAGUGCGCCUCGGUCCAGACCAUCGCAUUUUCGUCUUGGGCUGGUACCACGAACUCCACUGUCUUCAUGCUUUGAAGUUUGCUGCUGCUCAUCCCGAGCGGGAGGAAGCGAAAGAUGACGAGCACUUACACCACUGCCUCAAUUAUCUUCGACAGGCCCUCCUUUGUGAAGCAUCAGGGACGUUAGAGAAGGGAGAUUUCCUCGAUAGGGAUUUUGAGCACCAGCCGCAGGGUGAUAUCGUUAUCUGUCGGGACUGGGAGAGGUUGUUUGAGGUUCACGCCCAGAAUCUCAGGGAGUGGGUAGAGUGGUUGCACCACUGGAACCGGUGA
Messenger RNA from Gloeophyllum trabeum ATCC 11539, 429 nucleotides. RefSeq lists its product as uncharacterized. The record is from RefSeq and is a predicted model, not a curated record. Gene Ontology annotation, biological process: mycotoxin biosynthetic process. The transcript has a single exon. NCBI's taxonomy places the organism in Eukaryota, Fungi, Basidiomycota, Agaricomycetes, Gloeophyllales, Gloeophyllaceae. The coding region runs from base 1 to 429 and encodes 142 amino acids.